Aspergillus saccharolyticus JOP 1030-1 is the source of this 1348-nucleotide messenger RNA. Its product is annotated as putative mitochondrial oxaloacetate transporter (Oac). Lineage: Eukaryota; Fungi; Ascomycota; Eurotiomycetes; Eurotiales; Aspergillaceae. Bases 139 to 1071 code for a protein of 310 amino acids. The record is from RefSeq and is a predicted model, not a curated record. The transcript is spliced from 6 exons.
CCCUCCCCGCUCCCAAAUUUUUGUUUCCUCCAGUACAGCUAGACAUCUCCGCUCUCUCUACACAGUCUUGACCCCAGCAUCUUGCGCGCAAGGACCAGUCGACUCGCCUCCGCUAGCGGAGACGAAUUCUGAGCAGCCAUGUCGACAACGACAGGAGCUUUUCUUGCAGGAGGUGUCGCAGCAUGCGGUGCAGUCACGGUAACUCACAGCUUCGAGACGGUCAAGAUUCGUUUACAAUUGCAAGGAGAGCUGCAGUCUAACAGCGAUGCGGUCAAGAAGUACCGGGGUGUUUUCCACGGUGUCAAGGUUAUCCUGCAGAACGAGGGCCCUCGCGGUCUUUUCCGGGGUAUCGGCUCUGCCUAUAUCUAUCAAGUUCUCCUGAACGGUUGCCGGCUCGGAUUCUACGAACCUCUCCGCGGAGCCAUCACGAAUGCGGUCUACAAAGACACUCAGAUUCAGUCCAUCGGCAUCAACGUCUUCGCAGGUGCUGCCUCGGGUAUCAUUGGCGCUGCAGCUGGUUCGCCAUUCUUUCUUGUCAAGACUCGUCUACAAUCCUUCUCGCCCUUCCUUCCUGUCGGCACACAGCACAACUAUCGCAACUCUUUCGAUGGGCUGAGCAAGAUCUACAAGACCGAGGGUGUCAAGGGCUUAUACCGUGGUGUUGGCGCAGCUAUUGUGCGCACUGGUUUUGGUAGCUCGGUUCAGCUGCCGACCUACUUCUUCGCCAAGCGUCGCUUAACCAAGCACCUUGGUAUGGAAGAUGGACCGGCCCUGCACUUGGCUAGCAGCACGGCCUCCGGCUUUGUUGUUUGCUGUGUCAUGCAUCCUCCUGACACCAUCAUGUCGAGAAUGUAUAAUCAGACCGGUAACCUUUACAAGGGCGCAUUUGACUGCUUGUUCCAAACCAUUCGCACAGAGGGCAUUCUUGCAAUCUACAAGGGCUAUUUCGCCCAUCUUGCCCGCAUCCUGCCCCAUACCAUUUUGACACUGAGCUUGGCUGAACAAACCAACAAAUAUAUGCGUAGACUCGAGGACCGGUUCCUCUCGGACUCGCUCAGGGCUCGACUGUAAAUAAAAGACGUUUGUCCAGCGGCAUUGGCUUACCUGCUUAUCGUGCGAAGACAUUUAUAGAGGCAUUUCGGUAUAUUCGAUCAGGGUUUAGUGGUUGAGUGUUAGCAUCUGUUUGCUCGGCGUGUUGUGUACAUAGGGCGUUUCAGCUUCGUUAGUCGGGUCAUGUUAGGUCGCAUUGACCUCGAAGCAACAUAGAGCUAGAUUUUGUGGAAGCUGAGGCAUAUUAAACCGUACAUUCGGCGGUAUCUGCGUGAGAUUGAAGGAUAUACAUCCUUGG